Messenger RNA from Amoebophrya sp. A120, 7163 nucleotides. NCBI's taxonomy places the organism in Eukaryota, Dinophyceae, Syndiniales, Amoebophryaceae. The record is from the annotation of a GenBank genome assembly.
CUUAUUCGCACUUGCCUGAGUCGGAAAAUCUUCUGAAAUCCUGAAAGUACAGUGAAUAUAGUACAGUGACAGUGUGAAACACUUGCUUCAUUACUAGACAAUGUAGGUACAAGUUGAUCACUGACAGCCGAAAAAUAUUCGUGGCUUGGACGACAACUGUCAGCUGUAAAGCAACGGACACUGCUGGCCUAAGAAGUAGAAGUAAAGAUAAACAACAGCGUAACGACAGUACGACACCCUUCCAAUGCAUCAGUUUCAGUUUGGCGCGGCUUUUUCGGGCGCACUACCGCAGCCAACGACCACCAACCAGCGCUCUAACUCUGGUUUAGGAUCCUCGUCCAGUCACCAAGUGGGAACAAGUGGACCGGCUUCGAGCGCGACCAGUGCAGUGGACGCGCCACAACCCGUUCCGGUAGCCCAACCGUUUUCGCCGGGCGGCCAGCAAAACAUUGAUUUUGCCUCCAGAUCCUCGGCCUCCGCGACCAGCUUCGCGGAGCAACGCGCGACCUCUCCCGGGUUGUCAACAUCUUUUUCCACAGUUGGCGUCGGUGCAGCUUCCUCCUCGCGGUUGGGUGUGGGAGGCGUCGCUGCAAAUGCAACUACGCGCGCCGGUGGUGGAACUACAAGCGGUUUCAAGCUAUCCUUUGGUAAAAUGAAAAACGAUGCGGCAUUUUUAAUUUUCAAUGAAAGUGCAGAAACAGACUACUGCUUUAACAUAGGAUGGGAAUCAUCCAAAGAACCUUUUGUAGGAGUCACGCAAGAUUAUCAUCUACCGAAGAUGUUACAGGCGUCAUGCGCAAGAGCAACUUCGUGCCUUUCUACACUAAGAACCUCGCCCAGAUCCGUUUUCUGUUUUCAUAUUCUGCCGGAAAUGCCUUUUUGGCGCACCGCCCACCCGCAGGCGCAGGCCUACAGAUCCCAACCCUGCAGGGGUUGAAGACCGCUACAGCUAAUCCGUUUAGCAAGCAUUCUCUAGCAGUUUCAUCUUCGCGUCGUGGUGGUGGAAGUGCGGAGGUUCCGGCGUUUUCGCCUUCUACACCAACAGUUGACGAGAACCAGACGGCUUCCAGCUUUGGGUUUGCACCCUCGGACAGAAGUCGGGCGGGUGGUGCAGUUGUCGGCGCACAGCACCAAGAUUCCGGGAACAAUAACGCCAGCACGAGCAGCAGCAGAGGCAGAACCGCCUUUGGUCCCAGUGCAGGAGCGACCAACAACGCAGCCACUUCGGGGGCCCAGCUUGGCGGCGCGGGGGCCGCAAACCUGUCUGCUGCGCAGCAGCGCGGAUGGAGCGUGGAUCGCGGGGAGAGCGCGAUCGGUAGGGUAAUUGCCCAGCCAGCGGGGGGCGCCACGCGGUUGAAUGUCUUUCCCGGAGCGGGGCUCUCGCGACCGGGCGCAGUGUCGCCCACUUCGAUCGACAUCCAGCAGCACCAACACGCAUUGAACACGUCGCCGUGCCAAUUGCAAGCGCCCUUUGGACUCCAGCUGAGCACAGGUGCGAACCGUUUUCUUGCUUUCGUAAAGCGAAGUGCACUUUUUCGAUGGUCUUUUGGGUAGUGCUGGCGUCAUUUCCGUUUUUCUUCGAGAAAACCCUGAACCUUUUUAAAAAUUAUGAAAAACGACAUCACAUCAGGUCGACUCCACUUAAAUACCGCAAGUAGAACUUCGAGCGACAAACACGCACGAGCGACUUCUCAACCACGGGCAGAAAGUCCGUCGCUGCUGCCGACCUCUUCCCCUUCCUACGCACGGCCUACGCUCCAAGAUCUUGGUCCGAACGUCGCUCGGUCCCCACCUCGAGAACAUGAUCAAGGCAUGCUAGCGACUACUACAUCACAGCUCCACCUGCAAGGGGCACCAUCACCGCAGCACCAGGUCGGCGGGUCCUCUUCGAGUACUAGCAGGCUGCACGCUACAGUGCAGGGCGGAUUUGCAGCUCCCCCACAGCAUCAACAACAAACCCUUCAUUCGGCGAUGACGUCCUUGACUUCCUCUGCUGAUCAUUCUAGGGAGGAUGCCAGUAGUAUGAUUCCAGCGAAGAAAUCGAAGAAAGACAAAAAGGAAAAAAAGCGGUCGAAAGUAGAGCGCACACUGUCGGCGUCCAGGUCGCAAACCAGUGACACUUUACCGAGCGGGGAUGCGACGAGAAAUAGUGGGAAGAGUGAUCAAAUUCAAAACAUCGAGGAUUUUCGACAGCACGGGAAGGGCGUCGGGACCACGAGUAGUACGCGGAACAGCGGUCGGAGCAGCGGGCGCGGGGCAGCAGGUGCGGAGGAAGAGGCGGGCGCGGCUGCCGGUGUUGUGCCUGUUUCUCACUACGAUUCGUUGCAAAACAGCAGACGGGAGUUGCGAGAGGAAAUAGACGCGGAAAUGCGGGAGCGCGAGGCUCGGGCAAGCAGGCAGGAAGAACUGUAUUCUGGUCGUGUCGACGAAGCUGACAUAGACAAAUUGUGCGAACCACUUCCUCCGGGCGGGGGUCUUGGCCGCGUCUGGCACAUGGUCGAUAGAUUGAACGCGGCGAGGGCGGCGGCCGCGUCGCGAGAUGCGCCAACAGGGCGGAAACCUCCACCACCGAAUCGGGUACUUGUGAUUAUUCAGACUGAUGUCGCCCAGGGGCUAUUUGCGUGUCUAGUAUUUGAGCUGGGAACAAAAACACAUUGAUUCUGAUCGAAUUUCUUGAUGCAAACUACAACAGCGGCCCACGGAGCAGUCGGGCAACAGCACUGGGAGGGCGAGUGGAGGGCGCCAGCCUCUAGCCCGAAACUCCCGAGGCUUGAAUUCCCCCUCGUCUUCGGCAGCUACGCCGCUGGCGUCCGCGAACGCGUCGCCCACCGCGGAAGCCGCGGAGGCGCUCCUGCGCAGUCAAAACCGCAACUCCAACAACCACGUCCGGAGACGGGGCUCCGGAGCUCGCAGCAGCAGGCCGGUCGACAGUAAUGCUGCUCCUGCCGUGGUGGACCACACCAUCGCGAAUCGUCGGCGGUCUAUCGAGCUGGACGCGCGGAUGCAGCAGCAGAUUGCGCCCGAGGGUCUGCGGGACAUCGUGCUGAAGUUGGACGACCGCACGCAUUCAAAAUGGCGCGAGAUUCGAGAAAACUACCAUGUGGAACUGGAGGAAAACGAAAGCGACCGGGCCUUUCUUCACGAUCCGAACAUUACCUUAUAACGGUGCACAACUCCCCGUCCCCCUCCCCCUCAUUUGUAUAGCAUCAACGGCAAUACAAGCAUCAGAAAGAAUGCUGGUUUUGCAUGACAAAUACAAAUUUGCACUGGAUUAUAGUGCUAUUUGGGCUACCAAAACUUGUCAUGCAAACAGUGCUAAGAGGAAAACAAAGGGUAAAUUGGGUAUUUUGCAUGACAAAUGAGGGGGAGGGGGAGUUGUGCACUGUCAUAUACCUACGACGUGUUUCUGCGCGAGUACUUCACCUACAACACGAAGUUCCAGCUUAUGGCGUUCUCAACUGUUACAUUCUCAACUGUUGCAUGAGUUUGCGAUGCAAGAAUGGCAAAAGUCAAAGGGGUGACCUUGCGCGCUUGGCAUGACAGAUUUGGCACAGAUUCUCAGCCUGUUUGGCUCUUCGAGAAUUUGUCAUGCGGAGCAGCUUGAUCGUAUCAUAUCAAUUCUAAUUGUGAUUUUGCAUGACAAAUCAUGUAAUAUGAAGAAGAAAUACGCGCGAUGUUUUUCGCGGUUCUGACCCUAGAUCUCCUGCGUCCGAAGCUGCUUGCGGCGACGGUGCAAAGGUUUUUGAUGUGGUGCAGUCGGGUAUGCAUGACAAAUCAUGUAAGAGUUGAGAACGUAACGUUUGAGAACGCCAUACAGCUCCAACUCUGCGCCGUGUUGGAAGCAGCGCUGCAAGAGAACAAGCAGCUGAAGGCCGAACUCUACGACGUCGAAAAUGGCGCGCCGCUGAAACGGGAUUCCGGGGUGCGGAGAAGCAGCAACCCGGGGAGUAGCAGUGGUGCAAGUGGCUCGUCGAGCAGCGAGGUCGGGGCGAUCAGCGGUAGCAGUCCGCCACCGCGGGCGAUGUCGCAGUCCUUUCAAGGGUCGUAUCCGUAUCCCAGAGCUGGAGCGCGGCAGAGCGUCGCGCCUUCCAGGAGCGCAUACAGUUCACAGGUAAAACUAAAAAUUUCGUAGUCAAGUAACCAACAUCAGAAGUUGUUCCGGAUAUGCAUAAGCAUAUGUUCUCAUACUAUAAUUUACACUGGUUCUGGUAGCACUAGUACAUACAUGCAUGCAGCAGGUCUUGCCAAUAAACCAGGUGGCAAAUGCAGCCGAUGAGGAACAGUAUUCGACCUCCAACCGUCGCUCGGCCCCGCCGCCACCACCUAUUUCCAGCGACGAGGACGAGUUCAUUGUCGACGAAGAUCCCGCUGACCCAAUUCCAAACGGUUCCUCCUCGGCUGUCACCAAUAAAUUGGAUCAUUCAGGACCGCCGCGCACCACCUACGGGACCUCGAAGCCGCCCGCCCGGCGCCCGGGCGCAACACCAUCUUCCAGCUCAACAUCUUCCUCGGGAGCAGGUUUUCUUCCGCCUGCCCCCGACCGGCCGCCAAACAUAGGCGGCACUGCUGCUUCACCCACGGAGUCCUCAGUCGUCGGCUCCAACGUGUCUUCCUCUUUGUCGCAGCCCUCCUCCUCGCUCUCAAGAAGCGAGGUGAUCCAGCGCGGGCGAGGGGGAAUCGUGCCGCAAUCUGCCUCGACUACCAUCGAAGAGGUGGGGAACAACAAUCUUCCGUCUGCUCGGGGUCCUCUCGGGAGUAACAAGUCAGCGGAAGAUCAUGCUGCUGCAGCUCCCUCUGUCCUCCCGUCUGUCGUGGUGCAGACGACGAACAAAAUCAGCACCAGCAGUGCGAUGAGCACGACCCAGGAGGAACUAGCACGCAUACAAGCCGCAACCAGACCACUGUCCCGUGAGCCGACGAGUAGAACCAGGAGCGGGCUACAUCACGAUGCAACUUCGGUGAAGCGUGUCCGUGCGCAGUUCGUGCCCACAGAGGCGUGUACGCAAGAGGAUUUGGAUACCAGCCGGGAGAAUGUCGCGAAGGCGACCUUCGCCGACCGGCCCGCGCCGCCGCCGCCACCUGCCGGAACUACGGAUCACUCUUGCUCGCCCGACGUGAAACAUUCGACGCCGCCGCGGGUGACGGAAACGGUGGUGGACAAGCUAGACUUAACCCAGCCAAUCGACCGGGAGUGGUCGCCGAAGAAGGAACAAAACACGCCGCCGCGGCGAAUGUCGCUCGUGCCAAGUAUGCAGCAGCUGGAGAACGAAAGAAAGAUGGAGAUGAAGGAUAAGGGAGAUGCGGAGCCGGCUGGUAUAAUUCAUUUUUCAUUCGGGAACUUUUUUUUUGCAAAUUUUUACUUUCAUUUUGAACAUACUGACGCAGUACUGAAGUGAAGAACUGCGUUGCCAAAAUGCUGAUGAAAGUGGAUUUACAAAACUGCAGAUGAAGGACCAAGCUUCCAGUCACUAAAGGGGAAAGAGGCCGCCCAGGGUACUGCACAGCAGGGAUCCGCUUCCGCCUCAUCUACCUCUUCCUUCCAGCUUCUACCCCCAACAGGGCUGACAAUGCCGAGCCUUCUAGGAGGUACUACACGCGGCUUGCAGGGAGGAGCUGGUGCCUCAUCCUCCAGCUCGUCAAAUUCGCAACGAGGGCCGCUCGGCGCACUGCACCAGAGGGGAAACAACCAGAGUAGCGGGUCUGGUGCUUCGUCAGCUGCGCCGAACGGGAAUAACGACAUGAUGGGUGGCAGCGGCACCACUACCAGCGGUGACCUGGACCACGAUGCGCUAGCGUUAGCCGCCGUCAACGAACGCUUGCAGCGAGAAAGAGACAAGGUCCCCGAGCCCGGGGAGCCGAGCAUUGCGCAGCACGAUACCAUGCUCUAUUUGCUGGAUGAAAUGGAGCGAGAGGGCUCGCGGGUGCGGUUAACAGUCCCGCCCAAUUGCACGAAGCAAACGCUGUUACGGUUCGAACACAAUGGCCGGCACCACGAGGUUCCCGCGCCCGAGAACGCGAUCGAGGGGGAGGAGGUACUGUAUCGCAUUCCGAAGCGGCCACCUCUGGAGAGAAACCACGUUUACGCUGCGGCGAGGCAGAGAAAGUACUUGAACUCACUCUUUUCAAGCACCCGGUGGCGGUCUGCUGCUUCUUGUUCCUGCUAGAUCGAUAGAAGUGCCCGUGUUGCAAGAUGAUCUACAUAGCGAGGAUCUUCUUCUCAGAAGUCUCACCGUAGUUUUUACCAAAUUGAAAAAACAAAAACCAGUGACCCCCAAAUUCCGGACCGGCGCAACAUCACGGACCAAGUCCGCAUGCCCGCGAACUACCACCCUCCGAAGCAGGAUCUCGACGAGUCUUCGCACGUGAGCUUGCAAGAGCAAAUUGCGCAGGCCCCGGACAUGCUGAGUAACGCGAUUUUCACGCAGCGCCACGACCUUUAUCGCUGGAUCCGCGGCCGCAAUAUGGACCCGCUGCUGGCCUACACGCCGGAGGAAACGUUGGAACAAAUUAAGGAAGAGGACGAGGAGUAGUUGUGACGAAAGUGUUGCGUUUGCGAGCCUUGUCGUCGUCCUCGAGUCUUUUUGUGAACUGACACACCCACGCAUUCGCAAUCGAAUGUAGAAAAAACGUCGCCACACUGUAUUAACUUUAACGAGAGAUGAAUGAGAAUAGUCGAAAAAGUGAUGAGAAACAAAGGUAUAUCUUUCGAAGAAUGGGAAAACCAAUGCUAUUUGUACAUAGAAGAACAAGAAUCUGAGCAGUGAAAAUACUGCCAGAGAUCCUCGACGUCUUUUUGCGCAUGGGAAAAACGACUUUAACUUUCAUUUUGCCCUUUAAUUUUUUGACAAUCACCUGUUUUGCCUCUCCACUGCAGUUUUUUUCACUGUUUGCUUGAACAGCUUUGUCUUUCUGUAUAUGUUGCAGCUGCCGCGCUGAAUUUUUUCCAAUGAUGACUUGAGGGGAAUAUAAUUGACGCCUGCUUUUCUGUGUACCUAUCUGGCCACCCACUGACAAUGACAAAGAAUCAAAAUGAAAAGAGAAAGACCGCAAAGCGUUGUGAUGAGGUAAUUUUCAUAUUGCGCCUUCAGCUUUACGCACAUCUUCUAGUCGUAGCCCCGUUCGCAGGCUUCACCAGGCUGCGUACAAAUCUUAGCAAGGAGUAC